Molecule: messenger RNA, 594 nt
Organism: Colletotrichum chrysophilum
Lineage: Eukaryota; Fungi; Ascomycota; Sordariomycetes; Glomerellales; Glomerellaceae
Exons: 3
Coding region: 1-594 (197 amino acids)
Source: RefSeq, a predicted model, not a curated record
AUGAUGUUGAUGAGCGCUCUGGAGCAGACCUCGUCUGUCGGAAACCCCUGGCCGGAUAUCGACGGCGAGUCGGUGUGGGCUGCUGCGAUUACUGCGCGAGGUGACGGGCCGUUGAGGACUGCAUGCGAGGUCUCAUAUGGCGAUCUAGCCUGCGACACCCUCGGAAGACGAGGUCCAUCAUCAGCAGGCAAGACUAGGACCGGCUCAUGGGUCAACGACCGCGAGACUGGUCUUUCUGCUGGUAUCUGUGCCGGUGUCUCAGUCUCGUUUGCCGGCUCGACGUCACUCUUAUCCGACAUUGAAGCGAGCCUCUUCCUACAAGGAUAUCAGAUCGGCUCACCUUCGCUUCGGACCCCUCGGCCUCGUGGGCACAAGGAAACUGCACGAGAUCCCGAGCCGGAUGCAAUCGCGGCACUGCGCCCCGGGACUCUGCGCACCCUCUUCAAAGCCCUGCUAGCCAAGCUCGCCCUGCUGCUCGGACCGACUACCGCUACCACGGCGGCGGCAGCCGGCGUCUCGGGCGUCUUGCUGCUGUCACUUCUCCUCCUCCUCCGCGCUGUAGAUGACACUGACGUUGAUCGACGCAUGCUGUAA